This is a messenger RNA of Hypoxylon fragiforme, 6458 nucleotides long. RefSeq lists its product as uncharacterized. NCBI's taxonomy places the organism in Eukaryota, Fungi, Ascomycota, Sordariomycetes, Xylariales, Hypoxylaceae. The coding region runs from base 1 to 5868 and encodes 1955 amino acids. The transcript has 2 exons. Gene Ontology annotation, cellular component: cytosol; nucleus. Gene Ontology annotation, molecular function: proteasome binding; peptidase activator activity. The record is from RefSeq and is a predicted model, not a curated record. Gene Ontology annotation, biological process: proteasomal ubiquitin-independent protein catabolic process.
AUGGAUGAUGGACUCGAUCCUGCAGCAUACUCUGCUGCUUCCCAAUUUCUCUCCGCCUACGUCGCAGGCGACACCAUCUCGCGUGCGACUUCUCCUGGUCUACCGCUCUCCACCUCCCCCAAUACCGACGAUCCCAAGCGCUACCGACCCCGAACCUUUGCAUACUUUCAACUCCUUCCUUAUCCCGUCGAGGAUGAUGCCGAACGAGAUGCGGCUCUGGAUGGGAUACUCAAGCAGCUCUACAUAGCUAUCAAGGCUGAGGAUUUCGCUCCUGGUGCUAUUCAUUGGACGCGCCAGCUCCAAGGAUGGCUUUCCCUCAAAUUUGACAUGCCGCGCGAGCUACGUGCCAAGCUUGUGAAGUUGUAUUAUCAUCUAUCCCUUGCUCCCGGGCUAGAUAACAACUCCGCCGAUCGCUUUUCUAAGAUGGUGGUCACACUCAUUAGGAGGAAGCAAUCACUAAAACCCGAGGAGGACUUGAUCCUCGACUGGAGACCGCUUUGGAAAGAGUUGAAGGCCUUGGUUUUACCAGGGGAAGCAGCUGCGCAUCAUUCCUCAAGGAGACGAGGUGUUAAACACCUCAGAAAGCUUUGCCUCUAUGCCCAGCUAUACUUCGACCCCAAGGAGCGGCGCGCCAUAUUAGACGAAAUUUUACCAUACUUCAGCACCUCGGACAUCCAAAAUGCCUACAUAGUCAUCGGACUCUUAAAUAUCCUAAUGCCUACUACUCCCGCUCCGCCCACCGAGCCCCAAUCCCAGCCAUCAGAUAUCAUGCCUACUUUCUUCCACCUUUGGUCUUUGAUGUCUCGAUCUAAAGUUGUAGAUAAUGCCUUUAUCGACAUUGCCUCGCGAAUUGCCAGAGACUACCUAUCUUGUCGUCAUGUACCAUUUGCUGAGCAUGGUGUCUUUACGCGAGAGCAGUCCGACCUGAUAUUCACUGCUAUCCUCCGCCUAACUGAUAUUCCUGUUGGGCAGGCGAACUCACCGUACGGGGCGGUUGACUAUUCGGCUGGGAUGGGCAUCUUCCUUGAAAAGGACAAGAAGAAGCAUCCAAUCUCGUAUCUUAUUGCUCGCUGGAUUAUAUCUUCUCUGUCGCCUCACUGCCUCGAGAAGGAUAAUUCAAUUCUAAAUAGCUUGGAGGGUCUCAUGGAAUCGGUUGACACCUUCUUCCACCCCUCGAACCAAGGCUCCUGGACUAAGAUGCUAGCGCAGCUAACCUAUUAUCUCAGCGAGCUUUUUGUUUCUCGUUGGAAUAGAGAGCAAAGUGAUGAGCAGGACAACCCCCCCGAACGAAGAAUCAACGAUGCCUUAAAGCACCGAUUUGUCUUGAGUCUACGAGAGGUGACCUUCAUGGGGCUUUUCGGUAAAAGUUCUGCUAUCACAAGCUUGUACUUCAAUGCUCUUCAAAACCUUACCUAUCUAGAACCGGAUUUGAUGCUCCCUGGUGCACUUCAGAGGUUCUAUCCUAGUUUACAAGGUCUGGUUGAGGUUCACCGGACUACCUCAAGUCUCUGCGGCCUAAAUAUGAUCGCCAAUAUCAUGUCACGCCAAAAAGGCUUUAGAUGUCACAUCACUGCUCUAUUAGCCCUAGCUUUGCCCGGUAUUGAUGCUAAUGAUCUUAACAAAACGCAGUACACAUUGAACUUCAUACAAAGUGUCGCGUACAGCAUUCCAUUUGCGGUCCUAGCAAAGGAGGAUAACGAAAUUCAUGACACGAGCCUUGCAAUGCAAUGGGUUCAGGGGGAAAUGGAGCGAAUGGAACGCGAAGGACAGGAUGUUAAGAUCGAUUACAAGAAUGAGUUGACUGACGAGGACGAAGCGGACAUUGUCCGUUCAUCUACUGCGGGCUUUGGUGAAUUCAUCUUGACCUUGUUAGGAAAGGUUUUUACAUUGCUAGAAAAUCUCCCAGAUUCGUCGCAGGUAAGAUCGGGGUCUCCCGAAGACAAUAUUAUCAAUACGCUACCGUCCGCCUUAACGCCAAUGUUCGCUUCUCUAUCCCCUGAGCUAUUUGAUAUCGCUUUAGAGAAGCUCUCUACUUUCGUCUCAAGCCACGUCGUUCACCAGGCUCGUGAUGCUAUGGCGUGGACUUGCAACGCCCUCUGCAAAGUAAACCCGGAAAAAUCAUUGAAGGUAUUCAUCCCAUCGUUGAUUGUCAACAUUCGGAACGAAAUUGACUACAACGGGGCUGCAUCCGAUCGCAGCAGCGGCACUGAAAUUCUUCCCCGUGAUAGGGCCCUUGUCUGGCAUAUUAGCAUACUGAGCAUGUGUGUUGUUCACGUUGGCAGCGAGGUCCUCAAGUACAAGAAAGAUCUCUUUGAGAUCGCAGAGUACAUGCAAGAGAAGUGUCGAGGUCUUCCUACCAUACAUAUCAGCAAUUAUAUACACCACUUAUUGCUCAACCUCACCCAUACUUACCCCAUAGAUACUUCUCUUUACGAGCCCGAUGUUGUACAGCGUGGCCUCGACGUUGACGAUUGGGGUAAGACGACGUCGGCAACAGAUUUAACGAUCCGGUGGCAUCGGCCGCUAGAGGAAGAAAUUCAGUUCGCUGUUGAGCUAUUUGAAUCACAAGCCGAAGGAGCUAUGCAUCGGCUUGAGUCUUUCAUGGGUGACAACCCUCCAGUGAGCCGAAAAGGAACGAAUAAAGAAUGGUCAGAUGAGGUCUCUCGUCAACUAACUCAGUUGCGAUUGGUUAUUUCGGGGCUCGCGAUUCUUUUUGAUCCAAAACGUGCGUCUGGAGAAUCACGUGGGCAUGUCAAUGGGAAUGGAAUAGCCCUCAGUAAGGAGGACGAAAUUAUGCACGAUGAUGAUGACGAUGAUGACGAUGACGGUGAGAACCCGCUGGCCGAGGUAGGAGAAGACGACGAGACGAAACCCCAAUUCAAGUAUCCGAGUGGUUAUCUACUCACGCCGGACUCUCCACUUUAUAACCGAAUUCACAGUCUGCGAGAGGAUAUUGGAAGACUAUUGUCUCGCACACAUUCCUUCCUGAAUGUCCACCAGGAAGAUGAUGUUGCCUGCUUCACGGCUUUAUACAAUACAUAUCGUACGUGGAUCACGGAUGUAGGGUUUGAGCGGUCAGCACACCCAUUAGAUCGGCUCGUUCGACUAUAUCGGGCAGACAUUGCCCCUUUUAAGAUAUGCGGGCUGAGAAAGCCUUAUCCCCGGCCGCUCCUGAUCAAGAGAGCCGAUGCAUAUCAAUUGCAACGCGUCAAGCAUAACGCGUCAAUCCGAAGGAAGAGUGAACUUGAUAAGCGUCUCUUGCUCGACCUUGCAGAUUCAUCCGUUUCCUCGUACGCAGAUGUUAGACGCAUAGCCCAAGGCGCCCAAGAUGCUUCCCUAAAGGCAUUAAUCGGCAGUCGCCCUCUUGUUAUCCCAGUCAUUCUAGAGAGAUUCCGUAAAGCCCUCGAUGAAACCGAUCAUGAUCGUAUCAAGGGUGCAAUGUAUACCUUGCUUUUCACGAGUUUGCUUAGGACGCUGAUGAGAGAUUGGCGGUUUGCACCACACCUUAUGCGGCUAUAUAUCCAAACUGCCAAUGUCGAUAAGACCUCGAUCCAAAAUCUAGGCGCUACCGCCAUUUAUCCUCUGAUCGAGUUCGGCAAGAGGCUGGAACACAUGGUGUUGACCGAUGAUAACAUUGUCGGCCUGAUUAAGCCAGCCGAUGAUUGCUCAAUUGCUAUCGAUAAAAGGCACGACUUCAUUAUCGAGCGAAGAAAGAAAGUCGAGCAACAAAAGGCAGAGUUGGGGUUAGAACUAGCUGAAUUAGCAAAAGAAUCGCACUGGAAGACAGCUAGUCGUUGCGCCAUCUUCGCUACUAACCUUUGCCUGCGGUUCGACAGCAUUGCACCCCCAGAAUUCAUCGAACUUGUCGUCAAUGGGACGAACGAUCCACACCCAGGCCUAAGAGCUAGUUACUUGAGCGCCUUUUCGGGCGUUUUCUCUUCCAUCGACCGACGUGCUGUAUAUGGUCAUAGCUACCGAAAUUACUUGCAGGAAAAGGAACAAGACAUCAACAAACUUGUUAUUCCAGUACCGAAGGGCGAUGCCAAAUUUACGCAAGAUUUUCUAGAAAGCUUCAAGCACCCUGAGAGCGCGGAGUAUUUUGUCGAUACCGAUCACCCGGGAUGGUUAGUAUGGGGCAAGGAUUUCCACGCGUUCAAGGCUAAGCCAGGUAAAUUUGACGAUUAUGAUGAUGUGGAGAGGGCCGCAAGACAGCAGAUCGGCAAAUUGAUUACAAGAGAAUGGAUGUCUCGAUGCUUCGAAUACUUAAAACAGGAACCUCGAGAUUCAUCGUCCGAUAGAUUUAGGACGUCGAAUGCCGUCCUCCUUAUGCACAUAUUCGAUCUCAUGGUCUAUGGGCAAACCGAGCUCAAGUUUGAGGAUGUCAAAGAGUUAGUUGCUGAGGUGUAUGGCGAUGGAAGCGACAAGCACCAACAUCGUGCCACGGCAGAAAUCCUGGGUUCAUUAAUAGUCGGUACAGCGUAUGAUCCUAUUGAGAUGAAGGAAGAAGUAUGGAACUUCGCGCUACCCAUGAUUCUUAACAUAUUUGCGGACAACUUAACUCCCGACAACCUCUCGUACUGGGUCACGUGCCUCCACUUUAUUGUCGAUACCAAGGACCCGCGCCGUGCCAGCGAACUUGUCAGCCGUUUGAGUUCUUUCCGUCUUGAUAUGAGUUCCAAUGCGGCCUUCAAGGAGUCUUCGAAAGUGCAACUGCUCGAAAUAUUAAUCAAUGAUUGCGGAUGGCAUUAUCGUCAUGAGAAGCCAAUCUUAGAAGACUUUUUAGCCCACAUUGAUCACCCUUAUAAAGCGGUACGCGAGUCCAUCGGUCGUGUCCUUGCUACUACCUACAGGACAAGAUACUACGAAUCGUUUGAGAGUGUCGGCGCUCUACUUGAACAGAACAAGGCAGACUCGAACAUCGGUAUUCGACCGUACAAGUUGAACGAAGAGUUUGCUGCCACUAUUAAAGACGUAUUCGCCCGUCUAGAGACAUGGCGCCAUGAACGCACACCUGGCCAACAGACGCCGUGCUCCUAUACUUCUGGAUCAAAAACAGUUCUUACCUGGCUUGACAAUACUCUGUCUUCGCCAGAAUGCAUCGAGCUUAUUCCUUUCUUCCCUGAUCCAUUUAUCGACCAACUUUUACACAUGAUGGAUGUGAAGGAAGACCCUGAACUUAUGCGCCUAGCUUACCACGUCUAUCGUCAUUUACCUAAUAUUCCCUUCCGUACCGGAGAAGAUGUGCCGUUCACAGCAGCACUCAUUCGUCUAGGAAAGACAGCUACGAGCUGGCAUCAACGUUUAAGAGCCUUGGUUAACAUGCAGGUUAUUUAUUUCCGUCGGUUAUUCCUAAUGGAUGCGUCGCAACGAGAACUUCUCUUCGAUGCCGUGGGCGAUAUGCUGGCUGAUCCUCAACUUGAGGUCCGAACCGUUGCCAGCGCAACAUUGGCAGGUAUGAUCAGAUGCUCUCCUGCUACGAUACGAAACCCUUUUAUCGCAACCUUGAAAUCGCGUUUCGAGACUCAGCUAGAACGAAACCCUAUGCCAAAGAAGAGACAGCCCGGUACCGAAACACCAGUCAAUGUGACACAACAAAUUGUGAAGAGACAUGCUGCAGUGUUGGGGCUCGGGUCUUUGGUCGAAGCAUUCCCGUACGCGACACCACCUCCGAGCUGGAUGCCAGAGGUCUUAGCCCUGCUUGCGAGGCGUGCAGCUAGUGAUCCAGGCGUAGUGGGUAAGGCCACAAAGAGCAUUCUUUCAGAAUUCAAGAAGACAAGACAAGAUAGCUGGGGUGUCGAUCAAAAGUACUUUACUCAUGAGCAACUAGAAGACCUUGAAGGAGUUCUCUGGAAGAGCUACUUCGCAUAAGAAGGUAAAGGCUGGGGAAAUCAGGGUCAGUGAAUCAGUUUUCAGUCUUUAAAGAGCCGUAGCAAGGUCUGGUGAAAAACACGUGCCAAGUGUGUAGAAACUCCCCAUAAACGAAGAUGGUUUGGACGAUGUCGGUUCCUGAUUCCGGUGGCACCUAAUAGCCGCUACGCAUACAUAUAGACAUAGAAGGAUGAGCCAUGCUGGCUGAAAGUGGAACGGCCAUACAUACGAGAUGAUAAACACGCUUGAGGUGUUAUUACGUACGAUAAAUGAUAUCAUGUUGAGCAUCCAAGGCAGUAGCCUAGUCGGUAUUCUUGAUGUCCCGUCGGUCGGUAGAUGGGCCUCAAGGGGGUAGUGCGUUUGUAGAGUAAACCACCUACAGAAUAAAUUACGCGUUACCUACCUACCAACCAACCUAUGUAUGCUAUUGAGUCCUUGAAUUAUUCGGUGAUCGUUAAGUUUUCGAGCUCUUGUACCGGUAGGGGCCUGGUGAUUUGAGUGUUGUACCUAGUAUUACGAUACUAAUAUUUAGGCCCAUCUGCGUUGUAUAGGUAGGCAUCUAGGGUUGCUUGAGGGAUCGUGUAUACUAC